AUGGCAUGUAAACCAGCUUCCACGCCUAUAGAUCCCAAUCAUAAACUUGGAGAAGCCAACGAGAAUGCAAGUGUAGACAAUGAGAUGUUCCAAAGACUAGUUGGAAAACUCAUUUAUCUUGCACAUACACGACCAGAUAUUGCAUAUGCUAUAAGUGUAAUAAGUCAGUUUAUGCAUAAUCCUAAAGAAGUUCAUCUGCAGGUUGCUCAUCGAAUUCUACACUAUUUGAAAGCCAAUCCAGGAAAAGGAAUUUUAUUCAAAAGAAAUGGGGGAUUGGCUCUUGAAGCAUAUACAGAUGCCAAUUAUGCAGGAUCUCCAUUAGAUAGAUGGUCCACUUCUGGUUACUGUACCUUCUUAGGAGGAAACUUAGUCACUUGGAGGAGUAAGAAGCAAAAUGUAGUGGCUCGGUCAAGUGCAGAGGCAGAAUUCAGGGCUAUGGCACAAGGAGUGUGUGAAUUACUCUGGUUGAAGAUAAUUUUAGAAGACCUGAAGAUUCCACGAGAAGAGCCUAUGAAACUAUAUUGUGACAACAAUUACACCAGAGACUAG
Nelumbo nucifera (sacred lotus) is the source of this 549-nucleotide messenger RNA. Lineage: Eukaryota; Viridiplantae; Streptophyta; Magnoliopsida; Proteales; Nelumbonaceae. The record is from RefSeq and is a predicted model, not a curated record.